Strongylus vulgaris is the source of this 970-nucleotide messenger RNA. Lineage: Eukaryota; Metazoa; Nematoda; Chromadorea; Rhabditida; Strongylidae. The record is from the annotation of a GenBank genome assembly.
UAGAUUUGUAGUAAGAAGUAAAAUUAGAAGUAAAGUUUUCAGACCUCCAGAGAAAGCAGAAGUUUCCAAGGCUGAACUCGUUCGGCCACUUCCUCCUCCGCUGCCAAAUGCGGCAGCACGCAAAGUCCCACCGUCAAGCCCGUUGGUUGCAUUGCCUGCUAGGAAGCCUCACCCGUCACCUAGUCCAGCAUCGGUCGGGAGGCCUAUUGUCAAAGAAGAGCCUGUUAGCAAGGAAUAUCCUGAUAAUCCUGGGCCUUCUCAAGUUUUGUUGAAAACUAAGACGCUGGAGCUUGUACCAAGUAAUUCAACACCAGGCAGAUUACCAGCUAAGAAGGAGCUAUUGAGCAGAGCUAGGCAAGGCGUACCAGUGGAGAUGCGAUCGCCUCCGGCUCACACUAGCAUCGCUGCAACGUCGUUGUUUUCACGUUAUUCCGUGGACGAUUACGAAUCCGAUGGCUCCGCGUCACCAGAGCUUGGCGUUGACGAUGUACCACAGUCGCUACUUCCAAGCACUCCAUCGCAAGCAGCUGCUCCAUUGUCAUCUCCUACUCCUGAUCUAACCUCCGCGACCUCUUUGGCGCCCACUCCAUCUCCUUCAAAGUCACAAAUAGCUAGAACUUUAACGCCUCCUCCCAAGCGUGUGCCAGUUCCACAACCGCCACAUAGAUCAACUUCGCAGCGAUCUGUGCCUGCACCUCCACCAUUACCACGGAAGGAGAAAGUGGUGAAAACUCCCGAAAGGACUGCAUCGCCAGUGGUUAAACAGGAAAAUGUAAAACCUGUGGUGAAGAGCGAGGAAGAAAAGCCAGCUGAGCGCUUUAGAUUCAAACCGCAGGUGCCCAGACCCACCCCGGUGUCUCCGCUCAAACCAGCUGUGCCAAAGCGCGAAGCACCAGUGGAGCCAGGACUUGGUGGAAAGGAUGUGAACUGUAAGGAAAUCAGAAAUCAUUUUGAAGAGAACGAGAAGAGC